Messenger RNA from Microsporum canis CBS 113480, 1812 nucleotides. RefSeq names its product mitochondrial cytochrome c oxidase assembly factor. Lineage: Eukaryota; Fungi; Ascomycota; Eurotiomycetes; Onygenales; Arthrodermataceae. Gene Ontology annotation, molecular function: glutaminyl-tRNA synthase (glutamine-hydrolyzing) activity. Bases 1 to 1812 code for a protein of 603 amino acids. The transcript has 4 exons. Gene Ontology annotation, biological process: glutaminyl-tRNAGln biosynthesis via transamidation; mitochondrial translation. The record is from RefSeq and is a predicted model, not a curated record.
AUGAUCAGACAUCGUCUUCGUCUUGCUCUCUCUGCGGCCCCCGUUACUGCGACCGGACGGCGGACCCGGAGCAAGACGGCCCCCAGACGCUCGCUCAGCACGCAGCAGACACAGUCAUCGGCCAGCAGCUCCAGCAACAACCUCGACGGCGACGGUCGAGCGUUCGUGCCGCUGCGGAAACAGCUCAAAGACGAGUCCAAGGCGAAACGGCUGACAGGAAGAGGGAAGAGGUCGAAGAGCGCGAGCUCGCAGGUCGAAGGAUGGGAGCUGACGGUUGGCAUUGAGGUGCAUGCCCAGCUGGAUACGGACUCGAAGCUGUUUUCCAGAGCUUCUGCUGCCCAUGAUGAUGCGCCAAACGCCAACGUUGCGCUGUUCGAUCUCGCGUUUCCCGGAAGCCAGCCGUGGUUCCAACCGGCGACGUUGAUACCGGCGCUGAGAGCUGCAAUUGCGUUCGGCUGCGAGAUACAGAGCGUGAGCCACUUUGACAGGAAACACUACUUCUACCAGGACCAGCCGGCCGGGUAUCAGAUUACACAGUACUAUGAGCCCUACGCGAGAUCGGGUGCCCUCUGGCUGUACCCUCACGACGGGAUAGCGCCCGAAGACGGCGACGCGGUGCGAGUCGGGAUCAAGCAGAUACAGAUGGAGCAGGACACGGCCAAGUCGCAGGAGCUCCCGUCGCACACGGUGCUGCUCGACUUCAACCGGGUGUCCCGUCCGCUGAUCGAGAUCAUCACCCUGCCGGAGAUACACUCGCCUGCGACGGCGGCGGCGUGCGUGCGGAAGAUCCAGGCCCUGCUGCAGUCCUGCGGCGCGGUCAACACGGGCAUGGAGAUGGGUGGUCUGCGUGCAGACGUGAACGUGUCUGUUCGACGGACGGGCCAGGUAGAGCAGCACGGCUACGAAGGCGUAUCGGGGCUGGGCCAGCGGACGGAGAUCAAGAACCUGAGCAGCUUCAAGGCGGUCGAGGAUGCGAUCAUCGCCGAGCGGGACAGGCAGAUCGCGGUGCUGGAGGGCGGAGGGAAGGUCGAGGGCGAGACCCGCGGCUGGACGAUAGGGAGCACGGAGACGAAGAGGCUGCGGGAGAAAGAAGGGUCGGUGGACUAUCGAUACAUGCCCGAUCCUGACAUCGGGCCCGUCGUCGUGGGGGCAGAGCUGGUCGAGAGGCUGCGGACAAGCAUGCCGCCGUCGCCGGACGAGCUGCUGCGGAUGCUGACGCAGGACCCGAUGUACAUGCUGACCGUAGAAGACGCGAAGCCGCUGAUCGAGCUCGACGACUGUGCCCGGCUGGAGUACUAUCUCGACGCCGUCGACUCUCUGGUCGUUUUACAAAGGGAUGCAGCAGCAGCAGCAGCAGCAUCAGCAGCAUCAACAGUAUCAGCAACAGGCAAGACGGUGGGCAACUGGGUCCUGCACGAGCUGGGAGGGCUGUUCAGCCGGGCUGACGCUGCCUGGGACGGCGAGCGAGUGCCGGCCUCGAGCCUGGCCGCGAUCGUUCACCUGGUCGGGACGAAGCAGAUCACCGGCAGCACGGCCAAGUCGCUGCUGUCGACGGUCUUUGCAGGCGAGCACGGCGGCCGGACGGUGCAGGAGAUGGUCGAGCAGGACGGGCUGCUGCUGCGUCCGCUGGCGCAGGAGGAGUACGUCUCGAUGGCGCGGACGGUGAUGGCCCAGCACCCGCAGCUGGUCGAGCAGAUCCGGCAGGGCCAGCAGGGCAAGAUUGGCUUCUUCGUUGGCCAGAUCAAACGGAUGGGCGAGCGAGGACGGGUCGAAGCCCAGCGGGCUGAGGAGGCCGUCAGGUCUCUGCUGUGA